CGCGUUCGGCGUAAAUACUGACGUAACUUUCGCGUGUUUAGCGAAAGAGCGUGCCUUUCUUGUCCGGCGCUAAAGCAUAACGUCGCGGGGCUCAGUAGUGAAAGGAAACGCCUCCUUCAUUCAUUUCUGGGUCUUCUGUGUUAACGGACGUUGGGCAGCAUAAUGUUGUUCCUAGGGUGGCUGGAAUGUCUGAUACUCGCAGUGACCGCCUGCGUCCUGUGGUACUUCUAUGCUUCUCGGAAUCGCAACUACUGGAAGAACCAGAACGUUCCAUCGGAGCCGUUUGCCCUCAUAUUCAACCCUACAUCGCAACUUCACAGAAAACCCAUCCACGCGAUUGAUGCCGAGCGGUAUGAUAAAUAUGGCAGAUUCUUCGGGGCCUUCGAGUCUAACAAGCUCAUUCUGUUCGUUGCCGAACCGGAAUUGGUAAAGCAGGUUCUAGUAAAGGAUUUCCCAUCCCUCCCAAAUAGAAGGUUGUUCGAGUUUGAUGACCCUUUGCUGGACAACAUGAUGAGCAUCACUCCAGUUGAACGGUGGAGGAAGAUUCGACCAGCCGCGAGUCCAGCAUUCUCCACUGGAAGGCUGCGAAAGAUGAAUAUGUUAAUCGAAGACUGUGCGGUAUCGACUGCGGAACACUUAAAGAAAGCGGCGUCCAAAAAUGAGGACAUUGAUGUGAAACAGUUCUUCGGUCACUAUACUUUGGACGUCAUUGCGAGGUGCGCCUUCGCGACAAGGCUGGACUCACACUCUGACCAGACCAACGAAUUCGUCACCAAAUCAAGGCAGGCCUUCUCUGGACGUAUCACACCGCGCCUCGUCUUUUUCUUCUUUUUCCCGGCCCUCGCAAAAAUGCUCGGACUUCGACCCUUCAACUCGGACAUCUUUCUGUAUUUCAAGCAGAUAUGCCAGAGCAUCAUCAAGGGCCGACAGGACAAACAAUCCCGUCACGAAGACUUCCUGCAGUUAAUGAUGGACGCUCAAGAAGGAAAACUCGCGUCUACUUCGGAAAAUGCUUCUGAACGCGACAACCAGCUCUUCAACCUUGGCUCGGAUGCGAAGCUGGACACUGCGUUUUCUUCUAACAAGACACUGACCGAGGAUGAAUCGAUGGCGCAGUGCGUGCUGUUCUUCAUCGCCGGCCAGGACACAACCUCAACGGUGAUUUCGUUCACGCUCUACCUGCUCGCAAUUCACCCCGAAGUGCAGGAGAAGCUGAGAGAAGAAGUGGACGAGUGCUUCAGGGUUCACGGAGAACACCCCAGCCUGGAUGUUGUCACGAAGCUUAAGUACCUGCACUGCGUUGUGUCCGAGUCUCUUCGAAUGUAUCCUCCAGCGACGCGGAUUGAACGAUCACCUUGCGAAGACUACGUUCUUGGUGAUACCGGAGUGAAGAUUAAGAAAGAAGAGUUGAUUGCUAUUCCCGUCUACUCUAUGCACUACGACUCGCAGUUCUUCCCUGACCCUCUGAAGUUCGAUCCAGAAAGGUUCAGCGACGAGAACCUAGAGUCCAUACAACCGUACACGUACCUGCCAUUCGGGGCUGGGCCUCGCAACUGCAUUGGCAUGCGGUUCGCUCUACAAGCAGUGAAGCUGUCCAUCUUGCACACAGUCCGCAAUGUGCAGGUGGUUAGGACAGAAAAGACAAAAGUGCCCAUAGAAUUUGAGAGCGGAUUCAGCGUCCUGACGGCCAAGGACCUGACAUUAGGAAUCCGGAAACGGGUGACAGUCUGUGUCCUUUGCUACCUCUACGCGUCUCGACAUCGCAACUAUUGGAAAAACCAGGACGUUGUAUCGGAGCCAUAUGCACUCAUAUUCGGCCCUCCUUUGAAGCUCUUCUACAAACCAAUUCAUGAAAUUGAUGCUGAACGGUACGACAAAUAUGGCAGGUUCUUCGGUGCCUUCGAGUCCAACAAGCUCCUUUUGUUUGUGGCUGAACCCGAACUGGUGAAGCAGGUUCUUAUCAAGGAUUUUCCGUACCUCCCGAAUAGAAGGGCGUUCACGUUUCACGACCCCUUGCUCGACAACAUGAUUAGCUUCGCUUCUGAUGAACAGUGGAGAAAAAUCCGACGUACAACCAGUCCGGCAUUCUCCACUGGAAAGCUGCGAAAGAUGAAUUCGUUAAUAGAGGACUGCGCAUUGGUAACUACGGAACACCUAAAGAAUGCUGCCUCCAAAGAAGAAGACAUUGAUGUCAAACAGUUCUUUGGUCAUUACACCUUGGACGUCAUUGCGAGGUGCGCUUUUGCAACAAGGCUGGACUCUCACUCUGACCAGACGAACGAAUUUGUCAAAAAAUCAACGCAUGCAUUCUCCGGACGCCUCACGCUACGCCUUUUCGUGUUCUUCGCCUUCCCGGCGCUCUCAAAGCUGCUAAGGAUUCGACCCUUCGACUCUAAAAUCUUUCUGUACUUCAAGCAGCUAUGUAAAAACGCCAUUAAGAGCCGACGGGACAAGGAAUUCCGCCACGAAGAUUUUCUGCAGUUAAUGAUGGACGCUCAAGAGGGAGCACUUGCGUAUACUGCGGAAGAUGGCGCUGAACGCGACAAUCAGCAGUUCAACCUUGUCUCAGACCUAAGGCCAGAUGCUUCGUUUUCGUCGAACAGGACGCUGACAGAAGAUGAAUCGCUGGCACAAUGCGUGCUAUUCUUUAUUGCCGGCCAGAACACAACCGCCGCUGUGAUUUCGCACACUCUAUACUUGCUCGCAAUUCACCCACACGUGCAGAAGCGGCUGAGAGACGAAGUGGACGAGUGUUUCAAGAUGCACGGAGACCAUCCAAGUCUGGACGUCAUCACAAACCUUAAGUACAUGCGCUGUGUUGUCUCCGAGUCGCUUCGAGUGUAUCCUGCAGUGAUGCGAAUUGAGCGAUCACCAUAUCGAGAUUACGUACUCGGUGGUACGGGGGUCAAAGUGAAAAAGGGCGACUUAAUAGCGAUUCCCAUCUACUCUAUGCACCACGACCCGGAGUACUUUCCUGAUCCUUCAAAGUUUGAUCCAGAAAGGUUCAGUGACGAAAAUGUAGAGAACAUACGGCCGUUCACGUACCUGCCAUUUGGAGACGGGCCUCGCAACUGCAUUGGAAUGCGGUUCGCUCUACAAGCAGUGAAGCUGUCCAUCUUGCACACCAUCCGCAACGUGGAGUUGGUUAAGACUGAAAAGACAAAAGUGCCUCUGGAGUUCGAAAACGGAUUCAACGUUGUGCUGACAGCCAAAGACAUCACAUUAGGAAUACGCAAACGAAGCUAGAUUUGCUGUUUUUUCUUCUGAAUGGAUUCACAUUUCAAAGGUGGUCAGUAGCUUACAGUGUGAACGACUUCAAGCACUUGUAUAUAUAGUAAAAUAUUUUUUUUGUGU
Messenger RNA from Rhipicephalus sanguineus (brown dog tick), 3354 nucleotides. RefSeq lists its product as uncharacterized. The transcript has 28 exons. Gene Ontology annotation, molecular function: heme binding; iron ion binding; monooxygenase activity. Lineage: Eukaryota; Metazoa; Arthropoda; Arachnida; Ixodida; Ixodidae. The record is from RefSeq and is a predicted model, not a curated record. Bases 163 to 3246 code for a protein of 1027 amino acids.